Molecule: messenger RNA, 3324 nt
Organism: Rhodotorula graminis WP1
Lineage: Eukaryota; Fungi; Basidiomycota; Microbotryomycetes; Sporidiobolales; Sporidiobolaceae
Exons: 9
Coding region: 1-3219 (1072 amino acids)
Biological process (GO): regulation of DNA-templated transcription; chromatin remodeling; DNA-templated transcription
Cellular component (GO): nucleus; HIR complex
Molecular function (GO): nucleosome binding; protein binding
Source: RefSeq, a predicted model, not a curated record
AUGCGCGUCGUCAAGCCCAGCUGGGUCGCACACCCAGACGAGACCCGCCCGAGCAAGCCCGAUUUGACCAUCUUCUCGCUCGAUGUCCACCCGGACAACUCGCGCCUCGCGACCGGCGGCCUCGACUCGCUCGUCCGCAUCUGGUCCACCGUCCCCAUCCUCCACGAGCAGGCCCAGGACGAUGCCCGCUGCCCAAAGCUCCUCUCGACCCUGUCGGCCCACACCGGCGUCGUCAUGUCGGUCCGCUGGAACAACGCCGGCUCGUACCUCGCGUCGGGCUCGGAUGACCGCGUCGUCAUGAUCUGGUCCCACGAGGGCGGCGGCGGCGGCAAGGUCUGGGGCACCGACACGACCAACGUCGAGAAUUGGAAGGCCGUUCGGCGCCUCGUCGGGCACAACUCGGACGUCGCCGGUGUCGCGUGGAGCCCCGACGACACCUACUGCGCCUCGGUCGGUCUCGACAACGUCGUCCUCGUCUGGUCGGGCCAAACUUUCGACCUCGUCCGCAAGCUCGACGGCCACCAGGGCUUCGUCAAGGGCGUCGUCUUCGACCCGGUCGGCCAGUUUCUCGCGACCCAGGCCGACGACAACUCGCUCAAGGUGUGGCGCACCGACGACUGGCAGCUGCACAAGGACAUCCGCGAGCCGUUCGUCGACGCGCCCAAGGCGACCCUCAUCCGCCCGGCAUGGUCGCCCGACGGCGCCUACAUCGUCACGCCCAACUCGAUGAACGGCCCCGUCUUCUGCGCUUCUGUCAUCGACCGCACGUCGUGGACGGCGACGGCGUCGCUCAUCGGCCACCAGGACAUCGUGCAGGCGGCCGCCUACUGCCCGCUCCUGUUCAUGCGCGACCCGAGCGUGCCGCCGUCGCUCGCCAACACGUGUUCGCUCCUCGCCCUGUGCGCCCAGGGCACCAUCUCGCUGUGGUUCACCGACGUCUCGGAGCCGUUCGCCGUCUUUGCCGACCUGUUCGACCGCGACGUCCUCGACUUGUCGUGGUCGCGCGACGGCACCCAGCUGUGGGCCUCGUCGUCGGACGGCCAGAUCGCCGUCCUCGAGUUUGCCCUCGCCGAGUUUGCGACCGUCUCGCCCGAGGGCACCAAGGACAUCAUCCACGAGUCGUACGGCUUCAAGCCUCGCAACCGCCCGGUCCUGUCGGCCCAGUCGUCGCUCCAGCUCGGUCGGCCGGCAACGCCCAACCCGAACGAGGGCUCCAUGUCGCAGCCCAAGAUGCUCGUCGCGCGCAAAGGUCCCGGCGCCAAGCGUCCGCGCACGGUCCAGCUCGUGCAGCCGGCGCCCCUCGUCGUUGGCGCGGCCGGAGCGGCGGCGCCCGCCGCCAACCCGUUCGUCUCGGCGCCGACCUUCCCGGGCCAAGCGCCGCCCCUCGCAGGAGCGGCAGCGCCCAACGCGUUCGCGAGCACGUCGGCGCAGCCGUAUGCGGCCCCACUGCCGGGCUUUGGCGCUCCUGCGCCGCCCGGCUUCGGCGCGCCUCAGCCGGUCAACGACCUCACGGCGUCGCGCAAGCGCAAGGCGUCGCAUGCGCCCCUGCACAACGGCGGCGCCGACACGCACCCGUACCCGUACCCGCCACCGCCGCAAGGCUACCCGUACCCUCCUCCCGGCUACCCGUACCCGCACCCGGCGCAGUACGACCCUGCCGCCGCCGGUCCUCGACCGCCCGAGGUCGCCGGCUACGGCACGGCGCCGCGCAUCUCGUCCGCCGACUACCGCCUCAAGGGCCACACGCUCGGCGAGCGCGCAGCCGCCGGCCCGGCGCAGCUCGACGACGCCGACAAGCGCGAGCUCGUGCCGGCGUACGCGCUCUACGACCGCGAGGUGACGUUCCGGGUGUCGAACCGGGUCGGCGAGGGCGAGGGCGGCGAGCGCGAGCGCAAGAGGAGGGCACUCGCCGUGCCGGCCGUCGUCACUCACGGCCGGCUCGGCGUCGAGGACGAGGCCAAGGACACGUUCGAGUUCCGGAACUUUGGCGAGGGAUCUCGCAAGGGCGAGAGCGAGGUGACGGUGACGACGGCCAAGAAGGCGCUCUGGAUCGACUACUUGCCCAAGUACGUCGUCUGCGCGGCGGGAAGCCCGGUCUUUACGGCCGUGUGCCUCGAGGACGCGAGCUUGGUCGCCUGGAGCCCGACGGGCAGAAGGCUCAUCCCGACGCUCGUCCUCGACGCACCGUGCUCGUUCCUCGUCGCCGAGGGCCCGUACCUUCUCGCCCUGACGGCGCUCGGCACCCUCAUCGUCUGGAACCUGUCGCCCUCGAUCCCCAAGCCGCGCUCGAUCUACCCUCCCCUCAACAUCUCGGCCCUCCUCUCGUCGGCCGCCACCCGUCGCGACCCCACCCCGACCAUCACGACGAGCGCGCUCCUCCCCAACGGCACGCCCCUUCUCGCGCUCUCGACGGGCGCCACCUUCAGCUACGACGCCGACCUCGCGAGCUGGACUCGCGUGUGCGAGCCCUGGUGGGCGCGCUCCGAGGCAUGGGAGGGCCGGCGCGGCCGGCACGCGGCGGCGAGCCACGGCGGGCGCGGCAUCGUCAAGAACAUCGAGGGCGCCGUGAACGAGAUCGUCGUCGACGAGCAGGCGCGCAGGGACCGCGAGGGCGACCUCGGCUCGGACGCGCCGAGCGAGUCGGCGACCGAGGUCGGCGACGAGUCGGCCGCCAAGGAGAACGGCGACGUCGAGAUGGGCGAGGACGGCGCGACGACGGGCCUCAACGGCGCGUCGGCAGCAGCGGCGGCGGUCAAGGGCAAGGGCAAGGCGGCAGACGGCGACGAGCUGGCGAGCCCGGCGACGACGCCCGCACCGACGCCGGCCAAGCGCCCUGUUCCGCAAGGCGCCCCGCAGGCGCCGAGCGGCGACUCGGACCAGUACCGCAUCGCCGUCGCGCUCGCUCAUCUCGAGACGCGCCUCAACGCCGCCGUCGCCCUCGACUCGCCGAGCGAGUACCGCAUCUUCCUGCUCCAGUACGCCAAGAAGCUCGCCGACGAGGGUCUGCGGAGCAAGGCCGAGGAGCUCGUGCGAGAACUGCUCGGGCCCAUCUACUACAAGCCGGGCAAGAAGGACGGCGACGAGUGGAACGCGACCAUCCUCGGGCUCUCAAAGCGUGACCUCUUGCGCGACGUCCUGCGCGAGCUCUCCAAGCAGCGCGUCACGGCGCCUCUCGCGUCCGAGUUUCAGGACGUUCUCAAGAAGAUCUCGGCAGCAUGACGAGGAGGAGAGGACGAGGGAGGGGGAUCCGCUUGCGAGGGAGGAGGAGGCCUGUUGUAGCUCGAAGAGGAGACGUGGCCUGCAGCUUGAUCUCGUUGCACGCGC